CCAAUCUCACGCCACCGGUUCCAAAAUCGCCCAAUCCUCUCGUCUCUCCUAUCCCUUCCCUGGCCGCGUAAACACAACAACCAUCAUCGCCGGAGCUCCGAUCUUCACCGACUUUACAAUAUGUCUGGUUCCGAUGAAGAAGACGAGUGUUUCGCUCGAUUCCUCGAAUCAGAAGUCUCGUCGGUAGAGGAAACGAAGAAUCCGGAAGAACCUGAAGCAAAACGGCAACGUAUUGAGAAGCACGAAGAAACAACAAGCGCUGUAGAGAAGAAAAAGGAUGAAGAUCAUCAAAUGGAAGAUGGUAACAAAGACAGAACUGGUUCAAAGAGAAUAGAGAGUGGUGUUCUCAGCAGUGUUCCUACUGAGCUCUUUCGUCAUAUCCUCAAGUUCUUAUCCUCUGAGGAUCUUGUAUCAUGCUCUUUGGUGUGUAGAUUUCUCAAUUUCGCUGCGUCUGAUGAAUCCUUAUGGCGCCGCCUAUACUGUAUCCGGUGGGGACUAACUCCUCCAACUAGAAAGCUACGGGAGUGUGCGUGGAAGAAGCUUUAUAUUGAUCGUGAUGAGCAGGACAUGAUUGAACUUGUCAGAACCUGUCCGUCAGAUUUUAAAGAGUAUUACAUUCAAAUGCAAGCAGCAAAGAGAAGCCAAGCUCCUCUUCCAUCUGAGAUGGUGGAUGACCGAAUAAUUCUUGACAAAACUGUACUUGAACAAGUAUCUCUGUGGAAGAAAAGCAAAGGACUUGCCGAUAAGGUUGUCACUGGCCAUAUUUGUUUGGGAACUAAAUGUUCAUACCAUCAGAUUGAAGAUGUGUUCAUAUGCAAAGAGACAGGACAUGUUCAUGUAUGCGAUGACAACUGCAAGGAAGUAAUAUUGAGUCCAGAAGGUGACCUCAUGGUGUGUACUAUCUCAGGACUUUGUUCUGAUACUUUGCUUGUACAAACUGAUCCAGACCCAGAUGGGUGUGAUGAGGAAGAAGCUGAACUAGAACUUGAAGUAUUCACAGAUAAAAGCCGAUUGGCACGAGCUUUUGAACUUGGCUACAACUGCGAGGAUGAACAGGAAUUGGAACGUACCCUGAGGUUCUGCUGAGCAAAGACUCAGCCUUUUGUUCACUUUCAGAAGGCCUACGCACUCUCUCUCUCUCGAAGGUCUUUUCUCUCUCUCACACCUGAUUCUGCCUGUGUUCUCUGGACUUAAACGAAUCAGAAGUAGCUCUUGCUUUAAUAGUUGUUAGCUUUUUGUAACUUAUAUUAUACAUAUCAUUGUCUGUGAUGUACUCUAUUGUCCUUAAAAAGUGUUGCAUCUAGUAAUUAAGUUUGAUUAUUAGUAAUCUGCUACCGGAUAUUGGUAUGCUCUUCAA
This is a messenger RNA of Camelina sativa (false flax), 1357 nucleotides long. Its product is annotated as F-box protein SKIP31-like. Gene Ontology annotation, cellular component: cytoplasm. The record is from RefSeq and is a predicted model, not a curated record. Lineage: Eukaryota; Viridiplantae; Streptophyta; Magnoliopsida; Brassicales; Brassicaceae. Gene Ontology annotation, molecular function: protein binding.